Messenger RNA from Dromiciops gliroides (monito del monte), 1433 nucleotides. It is a transcript of the gene PSME3, whose product is annotated as proteasome activator subunit 3. Gene Ontology annotation, molecular function: endopeptidase activator activity. Gene Ontology annotation, biological process: regulation of proteasomal protein catabolic process; regulation of G1/S transition of mitotic cell cycle; positive regulation of endopeptidase activity. The record is from RefSeq and is a predicted model, not a curated record. Bases 507 to 1271 code for a protein of 254 amino acids. Lineage: Eukaryota; Metazoa; Chordata; Mammalia; Microbiotheria; Microbiotheriidae. Gene Ontology annotation, cellular component: cytoplasm; nucleoplasm; proteasome activator complex. The transcript has 11 exons.
CCACUAGAGAUGCGAACAAGGCUGAUGAUCCUCGGGGCCCUUCUGGCCUUUCUCACUCUCUAUGUAAUGUCCCGCGAUCUAAGGGAGGAAGGCACAAGCACGUGUUAGCCUCUUAGGGCGCCCCUGACUCCAAUUUUCUGCUCAGGGCGGCGGAGAAAACCAGAGGCAAGAGAAACCACAUCUUCUUGGCCUCCUGCCCGGUCUAGCACCGCGCGUUACGGCGCGCGUGCGUAAGAGCGCGCGCCGGGCACGUGCCGCCCGCGAGCCCGCCGGCGAUUGGCUGUGACGCGCCUUCCGGUGCAAGCGGCGGAAGCCGGGCGGGCAAGCGAGUGAGCGAGCAGGGAGGCAGGAAGGCAGGCAGGAGCCCGGGAGGCAGGCAGCGAGGAAGCGAGGGAACCAGACAGGCCGGUGGAGGCUCGAAGGAAGCCAGAGCCUGCGCCUGUGUCCAGGUCCUCCGGUACCCCGCCCCGGAGCCCCCAGCGGAGCGGACGCGGCCCGCCCCGGCCAUGGCCUCGCUGCUGAAGGUGGAUCAGGAAGUGAAGCUCAAGGUUGAUUCUUUCAGGGAGCGGAUCACAAGUGAGGCAGAAGACUUGGUGGCAAAUUUUUUCCCAAAGAAGUUGUUAGAACUUGAUAGUUUUUUGAAGGAGCCUAUCUUAAACAUCCAUGAUUUAACCCAGAUCCACUCAGACAUGAAUCUCCCAGUCCCUGAUCCCAUCCUUCUUACCAAUAGCCAUGAUGGAUUGGAUGGUCCCAAUUUGAAGAAGAGGAAGUUGGAUGAGUGUGAGGAGGCCUUCCAGGGCACCAAGGUAUUUGUGAUGCCGAAUGGGAUGUUAAAAAGCAACCAGCAGCUGGUGGACAUUAUUGAAAAGGUGAAACCUGAAAUCCGGCUAUUGAUCGAGAAAUGUAACACGGUCAAAAUGUGGGUUCAGCUCCUUAUCCCCAGGAUAGAAGAUGGGAACAACUUUGGUGUAUCCAUCCAGGAGGAGACAGUUGCAGAACUAAGGACUGUGGAGAGUGAAGCUGCAUCUUAUCUGGACCAGAUAUCUAGAUAUUACAUUACAAGAGCCAAAUUGGUUUCUAAAAUAGCCAAAUAUCCCCAUGUGGAAGACUAUCGACGCACAGUGACAGAGAUUGAUGAGAAGGAAUAUAUCAGCCUUCGGCUCAUCAUAUCAGAACUGAGGAACCAAUACGUCACUUUACAUGACAUGAUCCUGAAAAACAUUGAGAAGAUCAAGCGGCCCCGGAGCAGCAAUGCAGAGACGCUGUACUGAGGCCAGGGCCAGAGCCAGGGGACUCUGUGAGUCUGGCUCAAGACCGACAUUGCCUUGGUUUGUUACAUGACUAUCGAGAUGGGGAAACUGGCUGGAAAUAGUAAUCACACCUCUCUUCUGUUUUUAGUUAGAGUCUAAUGAAGCUCUCAUGUAGUUCUGUGA